This is a messenger RNA of Carlito syrichta (Philippine tarsier), 3271 nucleotides long. It is a transcript of the gene FAN1, whose product is annotated as FANCD2 and FANCI associated nuclease 1. The coding region runs from base 179 to 3262 and encodes 1027 amino acids. The record is from RefSeq and is a predicted model, not a curated record. NCBI's taxonomy places the organism in Eukaryota, Metazoa, Chordata, Mammalia, Primates, Tarsiidae. Gene Ontology annotation, cellular component: nucleus. Gene Ontology annotation, molecular function: flap-structured DNA binding; 5'-3' exonuclease activity; 5'-flap endonuclease activity. The transcript is spliced from 14 exons. Gene Ontology annotation, biological process: interstrand cross-link repair.
CUGGGAAUGCCUGCGAGCGCUGGCGCGCGGAGCCGGGAAGAAGACAUUGUAUAAACAUGAAGUCAAAUAGAAUCCCAAUUUUCAUUAUUUCAAGUCAAGAAAGUAAUAGUAAACCGUUGCUGUCUUUCACCUGAGAUAACUUUUUUAUUGCUUGAAACAUUCAGUUUUUCUAAUACUCAUGACAUCAGAAGGGAAAUCUCCUGACAAAAAAAGACCUCGUAGAAGCUUAUCAGUCAGCAAGACUAAAAAAAAUGCAUCUAAUUCUAUUAUUUCAUAUUUUAACAAUGCACCACCUGCUAAACUUGCCUGCCCCAUUUGUAAUAAGUUGGUGCCGAGAUAUGACUUAAAUCGGCACCUUGACGAAGUGUGUGCUAACAAUGAUGACAUUGUUCAAGCUGAUCCAGUGCAGGUUGGCUUAAUGAAUUCAGAUACAUCUGCGGUGGAUUUAACCAGUAUUACCUUAGGAGAUGUAACACCAAAGAAGUCAUCACCACCAAAGACAAAUUUAACCUCUGGCCAAGGUGAUUCAGCAAAACGGGGCAUAAAACAGAAGACCAGUCCCUACUUUAAAAGUAAUGAUGGUUUGGUGUGCAGAAAUCAAGAUGAACUGAGAAAUCAUAGUGUGAAAGUCAUUCCUUUGGGAAGCUUGUCAUCUAAAUUAUCCAGAAAAUACAUAAAGGCUAAAAAAUCAAUAGAUAAGAAUGAGGAAUUUGCCAGUCAUUGUCCCCAGAGUUCCAAAUCCACAGUUGUUAGGAGCCAUGUUGAUAAGUGUUCACAAAUUGAGGACGAAGAUCAAAUUUUGGAGAACAGUUCUCAAAAGGAAAACCUGUUGACUUUUGAUUCACUAAAGGAGGAGAGUAUUCCUGAAUAUAUGGUAAAAGGCAGUAAACUCCUGGAAGCUGAGAGCCAAAAGGUCACCCAGGAAUUUGGGAAGUCAGCUCUCACCCCUGGUUCCUCAGAUAGUGCUCUCAUGUUACUCUCGCCGGCUUUAACUCAUGGGGAUAAAUUAAAGUCGGAUGCAGAAGACAAUCUUGUAGAGCAAGAGAGUAUCAGAGGAGUGGAUGGUAAAGGAGUUGGAAAAUGUGAGGCUGGUAGUUGUGAAGAAGUAAAAAUGACUGUUGCUUUAGAAGCUGAAACACAGUUGUCACAUUUGGAGGCAAAAUCUCAUAGUUCUACAAAUGAUACUUCUAAAUGGAGUGACAUCCAAGCACUUCCUCUGAAAGGUGACAGUAACUUAAAGAAUGAAGUCUCUGACAGUAUUCCUUCGGAGCAGGGGUCGAUCUGUGAUGGUCUUGGUCAGACAACCCAAACACUGCCGCCUCACCCUUACUACCUUCAGAGCUUCUUGGUGGUACUGAAAGCCGUGCUUGAGAAUGAAGAUGAUAUGAUGCUCUUUGAUGAACAAGAGAAGGGGAUUGUAGCUAAAUUUUAUCAGUUAUCAGCUAGUGGUCAGAAGUUAUACGUAAGGCUCUUUCAACGUAAAUUAAGCUGGAUCAAGAUGAAUAAAUUGGAAUAUGAAGAGAUUGCCUCAGACUUAACACCUGUAAUCGAAGAAUUGAAGCAUGCAGGCUUUCUACAGACAGAAUCUGAGUUGCAAGAACUCUCUGAAGUACUUGAACUCCUCUCUGCUCCUGAACUAAAAACCCUGGCCAAGACCUUCCACUUGGUGAAUCCCAAUGGACAGAAACAGCAGCUGAUGGACGCCUUCCUCAAACUGGCCAGACAGCGCUCGGUCUGCACAUGGGGCAGGAGUCAACCUGCAGUCAGUGCCGUGAUUUUAAAAAGAGCAAAAACCUUGGCUGGACAGUCACUAAGAGUCUGUAAAGGUCCCAGGGCUGUGUUUUCCCGGAUCUUGCUUCUGUUUUCAUUGACUGACUCUACGGAAGAUGAAGACGCGGCUUGUGGGGGUCAGGGGCAGCUUUCCACAGUCCUUUUGGUCAACCUCGGCCGAAUGGAGUUUCCGAGUUACACAGUCCAUCGGAAAACCCAAAUCUUUCAAGACAGAGAAGAUCUUAUCAGAUAUGCAGCAGCCAUGCACAUGCUCAGUGACAUUUCUACUGCAAUUGCCAAUGGGAACUGGGAAGAAGCCAAGGAGCUCUCUCAGUGUGCAAAGAGAGACUGGAACAAACUGAAGAACCACCCUUCUCUGAGAUACCAUGAGGCUCUACCACUUUUUCUGCGGUGUUUCACUGUUGGGUGGAUUUAUACAAGGAUUUUGUCACGGACUGUUGAAAUACUGCAGCGACUUCACAUGUAUGAGGAAGCUGUUGAGGAGCUUGAAAACCUUCUGUCUCAGAGAAUUUACUGUCCUGACAGCAGAGGCCGAUGGUGGGAUCGACUGGCCCUUAACUUACACCAGCACCUGAAGCGCCUGGAGCCGGCUAUUAAGUGCAUCACAGAAGGGCUGGCAGAUCCAGAGGUGAGAACAGGACACCGCCUCGCACUGUAUCAGAGAGCCGCACGCCUGCGAGAAUCUCCGGGCUGCAGGAAAUACCGGCACCUCUUUCAGCAGCUCCCAGAGAUAACCGUGGACGAUGUGAAGCAUGUGACCAUCACGGGCAGGCUGUGCCCGCAGCGUGGGAUGGGCAAGUCUGUGUUUGUGAUGGAGGCUGGGGAGGCCACUGCCCCCACCAUGGUCCUGUGCUCCGUGGAGGAGCUGGCACUGGCUUACUACAGACGCAGUGGCUUUGACCAGGGGAUUCAUGGGGAGGGGUCUACCUUCAGCACCCUGUGUGGCCUCCUCCUAUGGGAUGAAAUCUUCAUGGAUGGGAUUCCCGAUGUCUUCAGAAACACCUACCAGGCAUUCCCUCUGGACCUGUGCACUGACAGCUUCUUCAUGAACAGGCAGUCGGCCCUUGAGGCCAGGCUGCAGCUGAUUCACGGAGCCCCUGUGGAGAACCUUCGAGCCUGGGUGGCAGCCACGUGGCAGGCCCAGGAGGGCAGAGUGGCUUCCCUCGUCAGCUGGGAUCGCUUCGCUUCUCUUCAGCAAGCUCAGGACCUCGUCUCCUGCCUGGGGGGCCCUGUCCUCAGUGGGGUGUGCCGGCGCCUGGCUGCUGACUUUCGCCACUGCCGUGGGGGCCUCCCGGACCUGGUGGUGUGGAGCUCCCAGAGCCGUCGCUAUAAGAUGGUGGAAGUUAAAGGCCCCAAUGACCGUCUUUCACAUAAGCAAAUGCUCUGGCUGGCUGAACUGCAGAAGCUGGGGGCUGAAGUUGAAGUCUGCCAUGUGGUUACAGUCGGAGCUAAGAGCAAAAGCCUUAGCUAAAACCUGCCG